CGGCGAGGCGAGUGAGCCGAUUAAAAAUGGGUCGCCGCAAAUCAAAAAGAAAGCCUCCGCCGAAAAGAAAAGCUAUUGAACCGCUGGAUCAGCAAUUUAACUGCCCAUUUUGUAACCAUGAAAAAUCUUGUGAAGUCAAAAUGGAUCGAGCACGAAAUACUGCAAGAAUACAGUGUCGUGUAUGCUUAGAAGAUUUCCAGACAACAACCAAUGUGCUAUCUGAACCGAUAGAUGUAUAUAAUGAUUGGGUUGAUGCCUGUGAAAGUGCUAAUUAGAGACAAAUUUAAUCGACUUGCGUGGCCACUGCCGUGCCCCCAGAUUUCUUUCAUAUUGUGAACAUUGUAUCAGCUACUGACCUAAAGAAAUUUUGUGAUACUGUAAUUAGUCAUAAGGAAUUAUUGGAAUAAAUUUAUAACAAUAUUAAAAAUGACAUUGUUUGAUGUGGGAGAACAUUUUGUUAAAUCUUUAUUUCUCAAUAACAGCUGUUGAAGUAAAUUUCAACUCUCCAUUUGGUUAUAGCAUAGUAGGCAAACUGGCAUGCGGGUUCCCUGAUAGCAAUUUAACAUUGCACACCAUGAAUGCCAGUGAUUUUUUAGCACACUAUGAAUUUUCUUAUAAAGUUAUAGUUUUCUUCAAGGCCAAUAUCAAACAUUUUUUUUUAACCUCUGAGGGAUUCUUGUAAAUAUUUAUAAUCCAGAUUAACAAACAAUAAAAAAUAUCUUUAUUGUUAUUAAUAACAAUUAUAACUUCACCAUCUCACACAUUCCUUCAGAUUCAGAUCAUUGGUGAUGUUGAUAUUCCUUAAAAUACUUUUCUAAAUUGGCGAUCUUCUUGCCAUGUAAUUGCUUGAAUUGAAGCUGAAUGUUGAUAAAAAAAUUCUAAUCAUAAGUAUUAGUUUGAAGCCAAAUAAGAGAAAAUUACAGAAGAGGAUGGGCCAUCGAAAUACAAACGAUUACUUCAUUUUGUACCUCAUCCUUGAGGCAAUAUUAGCACAACAUCCUCACUAAUAAUCUGAAUCGGAAAGAAUGUGUGGUGGUGAAGUCAUAGCUUGUUAUCAUUUAAUACCAGAGCUUGUGAUAAGAAAUCCUCAUUGCAUCAUUGGGAGAAUCAUCAGCAUCUUGUCUUUGCUACACAGUUACACACCUGAUGCGUUGAUGCUACACGACACGAAGCAUUGCAUCUGCAGCACGACAUGGCUUGUUAUAUUUUAAUUUGUAUGCGUAGCGUAGGUUAACACCGAUAGUGUCACAGACGCAUUGCGUUUGCGUGCAUGCUGCAGAUGCAAAGCGUCGUUUUGCCAACUCAUCAGGUGUGUAGUAGCCUUCAAACGUGUACAGUCCACAGCACGUCAGCUACCUAAUUUCAUUGCAAAUUCGCCUCUUAUUGUUGCGGCAUAAAGAUCAAUGCAAGGUAAUUUGAUGUGCAGCGACUAUACUAAGGUAAUUAAGGAAUUUAUCUACCAUCAAAAUAAAAUAUGUAAGUUCCA
Molecule: messenger RNA, 1486 nt
Organism: Plodia interpunctella (Indianmeal moth)
Lineage: Eukaryota; Metazoa; Arthropoda; Insecta; Lepidoptera; Pyralidae
Product: transcription elongation factor 1 homolog
Exons: 4
Coding region: 27-275 (82 amino acids)
Biological process (GO): transcription elongation by RNA polymerase II
Cellular component (GO): transcription elongation factor complex
Molecular function (GO): RNA polymerase II complex binding
Source: RefSeq, a predicted model, not a curated record